UUAAAAGUGGGAUAUUUGAAUUUAAACAGGCCAGAGUCGCCGCCGCUGAGGAGAAUCGUUUAGUCCUGUCUAGUUUUAAAUCUAUUUAUUAAUGAAUUCUCUCGAUAUUAAUUUCCACACACGGCUGGUUUAGUGAAUGGUCGCGGAUUAUUAACACUGCGAGGGGGAAAUUAUCGCGUUUGUGUCCGGUUUGUGGAGGAUUUGUGGUUUGGAAUCGGCUGUUGGAGAAUAUGGAAACCGCUGCCAGAAUCAAAUCGAGCAAAGACGUCAAGAUUCAGCGACCUGAAAAUGAGAAGGUUUCUGCCGUCGGACCAAAGCGUGUUCCGGUGACCCAGAGCGCUCAAAAGCCCGCGCCGACGCCUCACGCGCGUGUUCUUGGCACGGCACAGGGACCGCAGCGUGUCCAGCGUCCCGCGAGUCAGCAGAAGCCGGUAGGAGCCCAAGUUCCUGUAAAAUCCUCGUGUCCUGGGGACCAGAACAUCAAUCCGGAUCAGCUCAAAACAUCACAGAGCAAACCGCAGCCAAAGCCGGUUCCUGUAGCUGAGCCUACAAAAACUAGUGAACCCAGCAAACAGGACAGACCUCAGCAAACUAUUUCCAAUGGGUCAUCCAAUUCUGCUAAGAAAGCGUGGAGUUUAGAGAAUUUUGACAUAGGCCGAGCUCUGGGCAAAGGCAAGUUUGGGAGCGUGUAUCUGGCCAGGGAACGGCAGACCAAGUUCAUCCUGGCGCUCAAAGUUCUGUUCAAAAAGCAGCUGGAGAAAGCCGGAGUGGAGCACCAACUGCGGAGGGAGGUGGAGAUCCAGUCACAUCUCAGACAUCCCAAUAUCCUGCGCCUGUACGGUUAUUUCCACGACACGGCACGCGUUUAUCUCAUUCUGGAGUUUGCUCCUAAAGGAGAGCUGUACGGGGAGCUCCAGCGCUGCGGGACGUUCAAUGACCAGCGAAGUGCCACGUACAUCAUGGAGCUUGCAGAUGCUCUGAGCUACUGCCACUCAAAGAAUGUGAUCCACAGAGACAUUAAACCUGAAAACCUGCUACUGGGGGCAAAUGGAGAGCUGAAGAUCGCAGACUUUGGAUGGUCCGUCCACACGCCCUCCUCCAGGAGGUCAACGCUGUGCGGUACUCUGGACUAUCUUCCUCCAGAGAUGAUUGAGGGCAAAACGCACGAUGAGAAGGUCGAUCUGUGGAGUCUUGGCGUGCUCUGCUAUGAGUUUCUGGUUGGCCGUCCACCUUUUGAAACAAAGAGCCAUGAGGAGACGUACCGCAAGAUUUCAAGAGUUGAGUUCACUUAUCCAGCUCAUGUGAGCGAGGGCAGCAGAGAUUUGAUAAACAGACUGCUGAAGCACAACCCAAUGCACCGGCUCCCAAUCCAGGGCGUCAUGGUGCACCCUUGGGUGGUGGAAAACUCGACCAAACAACCAACCGCUCGCACACCAGCCAGCAACUAAGGACUAAAUUCACUCUUCAUAUGUGAACUUGUGGAACGAAACGAACUGAUGUGGCAGUAAUUCGUCUCUGAUCUUUGCUGCCGCUCCUGGCCGUAACUUUAUGAUUUGUAUGUUGUUUUUACGUGUUGUGCUGUUCACACGCUACAAUUUACAUCCAUUUGUAAAUAUGUAAUUAAGACACAAAUUGUAAAGUUUUAACCAUUACUUGAAACAAUAAAUGUCAUUUUAUUAUAACUUGUGAGGAUAUAGAACAUUUUAAUGUAUUUUGCUUUUUGUCUUUGUUUGGGAAUAAAUUCCUGUAAGAUAAACCAA
Molecule: messenger RNA, 1760 nt
Organism: Labeo rohita (rohu)
Lineage: Eukaryota; Metazoa; Chordata; Actinopteri; Cypriniformes; Cyprinidae
Gene: aurka
Product: aurora kinase A
Exons: 9
Coding region: 231-1448 (405 amino acids)
Biological process (GO): regulation of cytokinesis; meiotic cell cycle; mitotic cell cycle
Cellular component (GO): spindle microtubule; spindle midzone; chromosome passenger complex
Molecular function (GO): protein kinase activity; ATP binding
Source: RefSeq, a predicted model, not a curated record